Messenger RNA from Symbiodinium natans, 867 nucleotides. NCBI's taxonomy places the organism in Eukaryota, Dinophyceae, Suessiales, Symbiodiniaceae. The record is from the annotation of a GenBank genome assembly.
AUGAAGGGCUUGCUAGGAACCUGGGAGCACAGAAUGGAGCCCUUCCUUCGGGAGUACGCGUGCCACAGGGGUGAGAAGGUUGCAGUAGAGGACUUCGACCUCACGGGGAUCGCCAAUCUGGCAGAGCUCCCGGGAAUACGAGGGCUGGUCUUCUCGAUGAUCGAAGGCGCACUCGCGAAGAUGAUCGUCCUGCCGAACCGAAUCGCUAUUCCACUAGGGAAGAGAGACGACAUGGAGGAUCCGACAAACCUCUACUACCCGCCUCCGGGGGGUUUGCUCAAAGUCAAGGUUAAGAAAGCCUCGAACCUGCCUUCACACGAUUGGCUGGACAAGAGCGACCCCUUCGUGACCGUCAAGGUCGGCCACUUCGCAAAGGAGUGGAAGUCCCAGGUGAAGUGGGACAAGGCCAAUCCAGAGUGGGACGAGGUGAGCAAAGUCUUCCCGAUCUACGCGAUGUGCCAGAAGGUGGAUGUCGCCGUCUUUGACAGGGACCACCUGUCUUGGCACGACGAGAUCGGCGAAAUCCGGCACAUGGAGGUGCAGGAGGCCAUCACCAUGAAGGAGAUGCAGGACCAUCAGCUGUACGAUGCUAGCGGCAAAGAGAUCCCCGAUGCGUUCGUUCAUCUUGGCUUCGACUGGAAGGCGAUCAAGGAGCUGGUCGUGAAACCCGUCGGGGAAGCUGACGACCUUCACAUACUGUCAGUGGCCAUUGAGAAGAUCCGGCCCGAGAAGGAGUACAAGCUGAAAGACGAGCUGACCCUCACCUACAGAAUCGACGCCGAUGGCGAGGCGAAUGUCCGGAAUGCAAAUGGCCUGCAGGCCAUGAUUCUGGACUCUUUUGCGGCGUGGAGGGACGCCACGGCAUAA